Salmo salar (Atlantic salmon) is the source of this 4280-nucleotide messenger RNA. It is a transcript of the gene eml3, whose product is annotated as EMAP like 3. Gene Ontology annotation, molecular function: microtubule binding. The record is from RefSeq and is a predicted model, not a curated record. Gene Ontology annotation, cellular component: mitotic spindle. NCBI's taxonomy places the organism in Eukaryota, Metazoa, Chordata, Actinopteri, Salmoniformes, Salmonidae. Gene Ontology annotation, biological process: microtubule cytoskeleton organization.
CACGAGCAUAAUUUGGGAAAUUCUGUAUGUGAAUCUAUUGGGCGAUUGUGCACUUGUCCCCCCAAUGUUUAGCUCAUUUCCUGGAUUUGUGUAAAGUAUUUGAGUGCAUUAUUUUUUUUUGGGGGGGGCACACAAUCCUCUCUAGCAACUGCGCACGUUGCCAUGCGUGUCUCCUCUCUUUUCUAAGGAAACAACUUCAGCACGAGCUCCCGAGUGUGACUUCUGACACGCUCCAGGGUCGAGUAGCAGCAUGGAAAAUACACCCCUAAACAAACUCCACUCCUAGAAGACAGUAAAUAACUUCUGGGCAAUCAGUCAUGGAUGGUUCUACGAAUAGCCUAGAUGACGUGUCCGGCAGCAGCGCUGAGUACCCAGACCGUGUGUCCAUGAUGGAGGGGCGUCUGCAGUCGCAGGAAGAUGAGAUCACGCUGCUGAAGUCAUCACUGGCCGACGCGCUACGCAGGCUCCGCCUCCACGACCAGUUGAUCCCCCUGCUUAAACAGCAGAUCAUCGCAGUAAACCCUGCAGCCUCCCGUGUCCUGAACCAGGUUUACUGCUCUGACGGUUUCUCCAGCUCCCGUAAACUGUCCUCCAGCUCAGCCCUGGACAGCCCCCGCCACCCUGCCACCAGCCAAGUACUAAACAGCACUGAAGGUGAGAAUGGCUCUAAUGGGGACUCGACAUUCCCGGCCCUCGUACAUAAGACCCCAACGUAUGAUCGGGCUACCCAGACAGACCUCACUCCUCUGGUGCAGGACCAGGAGCUAGACAGGGUCCCCCUGGCUCUCACCAGGCCCGUCCAGAGCCUCUCCCUGGAGGAUGCACUCCCCGAGGGGAUGUCUCUGACGGAGGAGGCCCGGGCCAAGUUCCACCAUGUCCAGGGACUAGAACUGGAGGAGCAGGAGAAGGACCUGAGCUGGGCAUCUUCCGUAGAGGAGGCCAUCCACCCCACCGCCAUCAGGAACCUCCAGAGAGAUGACCUCCAGGACCCAAAUGGCUCCACGGAGAGCUUGAGCUCAGCCCCCCAGACCCAAAUUUUGGGGUCCCCAGCCCCCCCUAAGGACCUGUCCGCCAGCCUCCGGAGCGGACCUCUCUCUACCAUCCUGAAGGGCGAGAAGAAACCCCUAGCUCGCAGGAACAGUGAGAAACUGGUGAAGGACCCCCAGGAGAAGACAAAGAAGCUGCUGGAAAAAAAGGCGGCAUCCUCGGCCAACCUACUCAACAGAUCCCCCAGUCUGGAGAGCCGGACCAAGGAUCUUAUCGCCAGAGCAGGAUCUCCCGGGUCCAGACGAGGAACCCAAGGUCAAUCAAUCAAGAUGUUCAUCCGUGGUCGACCAAUCACCAUGUAUGUCCCCUCCAACAUCCAGAACUACGAGGACCUGAGGAUGGAGCCACCUGUAGAGAAACUGGAACUUGAUUGGGUUUACGGUUACCGAGGACGGGACUGCCGGGCCAACCUGUACCUGCUGUCGUCGGGUGAGGCGGUGUACUUCAUCGCCUGUGUGGUGGUGUUGUACCACAUCAACAACCGCACACAGCGCCACUACCGCAAACACACCGACUGUGUCCGCUGUCUGACCAUCCAUCCAGACAAGGUACGGGUGGCAUCAGGACAGACGGCGGGGGUGGACAAGGAUGGAAAGCCCCUGCAGCCUUAUGUCCAUAUCUGGGAUUCCUCCACACUGAUCACCCUACAACAGAUAGGACUGGGCACCUUUGAGAGAGGUGUAGGGUCUGUGGCUUUCUCCUUUGCAGAUGCUGGAGCCUUCCUCUGUGUGAUUGAUGACUCCAAUGAACACAUGCUGUCUGUGUGGGACUGUGCCAAAGGAACCAAGCACACAGAGGUUAAGAGCACCAACGAGGCAGUGUUUGCAGUUGAGUUCAACCCCAGCGACAGCACCAACAUCAUCACUUGUGGAAAGUCUCACAUCUAUUUCUGGACCCUGAGUGCAGGCUCACUCACCAAGAAACAGGGCAUCUUCGGGAAAUACAAGAAGCCCAAGUUCAUCCAGUGCUUUGUGUUCAGCCUGACGGGAGACGUGCUGACCGGGGACUCGGAGGGGAACAUCCUGACAUGGGGCAAAUCACCCGGCGACGUCAAGACACUGGGGAAAGGAGCCAAAGAAACGUUCCAGAUCAUGCGUCAGACGCGGGCCCACGACGGCAGUGUGUUUACGCUGUGUAUGCUGCAGGGAGGCGCUCUCCUCAGCGGCGGGGGCAAAGACCGCAAGAUCAUCCGCUGGAGCGCAGACCUGGCGCCCGAGAGAGAGUGUGAGAUUCCAGAAAAGUUUGGUGCGGUCCGUUGCAUCACAGAUGUAAACGGGGAAGAGGUGUUGGUUGGUACCACCCGAAAUGCCAUCCUGAGGGGCACUUUCUCUGAUGGCUUCGUGGCCAUAGUGCAGGGUCAUGUGGAUGAGAUGUGGGGUUUGGCUACUCACCCCUCUCAGGAUGUCUUCCUCACCUGUGGACAUGACAGACAGGUGUGCGUGUGGAACACAGAGGAGCACAAACUGGACUGGUGCACCACGCUGGAGGAGUAUGGGCUGUGUGCAGACUUCUGUCCUAAUGGGGCUGUGGUGUCUGUUGGGCUCAGCACAGGCAGAUGGCUGGUCCUUGACCUGCAGACCAAAGAGGUGAUCUCAGACUACACCGAUGGGAAUGAACAGCUGUCCGUCAUGAGAUAUUCACCAGACGGUAGCUUUUUGGCCGUGGGUUCCCAUGACAACUUCAUCUACGUCUACAACGUCACCGAGAGUGGACGGCGCUACUCCCGCUACGGAAAGUGCAAUGGUCACUCCAGCUUCAUCACUCACCUUGAUUGGUCCAAAGAUGGGAAGUACAUUAUGUCCAAUUCGGGCGACUACGAAAUUCUUUACUGGGAUGUUGCCGGAGGUUGCAAGCUGUUGAGGAACCGCUAUGAGAGCAAAGACCGAGAAUGGGCGUCCUACACCUGCGUACUGGGCUUCCACGUCAUGGGUGUGUGGUUGGAAGGUUCAGACGGUACAGACAUCAACGCCCUCUGUCGCUCCCACAGUGAGAGGUUGGUAGCGGUGGCUGACGACUUCUGUAAAGUCCAUCUCUUCCAGUAUCCCUGCCCAAAACCCAAGGCCCCAAACCACAGUUAUGAGGGCCACGGCAGCCACGUGACCAAUGUGCGCUUCACCCACUGUGACAGUCACUUGCUCUCUAUGGGUGGCAAGGACACCUGUAUCCUCCAGUGGGAGGUCAAGAGAGCAGGAACAGGGGAUGGUGGAGACCGCCUACACUCUGCAUCCUUCACCAGUUCCCCAGAACCUUAAAGGAGGGAAAGAGACAUUAAGAGAGAAAAUCAAAUCACAUUUUAUUGGUCACAUGCGCCAAAUACAGCAGGUGAAGACCUUACCAUAAAAUGCUUACAUACAAGUCCUUAACCAACAAGGCCUUAACCAACAAGGCAGUUCUAACAAAAUAGAGUUAAGAAAAUAUUUACUAAAUAAACUAAAAAAAUUAAAAAGCAACACAAUAAAAUAACAAUAACGAGGCCAUAUACAUGGUACCAAGUCAAUGUGCGGCGGUACAGCUUAGUCAAAGUAAUUUGCACAGGUAGGUAGGGGUAAAGAUAGAGAGGCAUUUUUACAGAGUGGGGAGUAAUGUAGAUAAUGAGGGAACUGGCUGGCCCUUGUAUAUCAGUACAAAAGGUAUAAGGUCAGCCAAGGAGGCUUUGGAUUCCAUAGGAUUCUCUUUUCAAACAUGAUGAAGUUUGGUUUUUACAGAUAUUGGCCCCACAUGAUGAAAUAGAAACGUUAGUACAUCUGGGCACAAUCUACUUCUCAAAUUAAGUGAAAUUCCUAGUCUGACAUUUGAAAAAGGUCAAGCUAUCGAAUCAACUGCCUGUUUGACUGCCAUCAUCAACUGACGACCAAGGGAUGAAUUGUUGAGAACAUUCCAAAAUAUCCCAUUUUUGUUUACCAUACAAGCGUACCAUAGUGGUGUUUUAUGGUUAUCAUCUUGUCAGAAAAGUAAUAUACACAUUUUGCUCUAUUGCGAUCUCUAGGAAUAUUGACCUGUUUUUGUGCUUCAAACUUUUGCAUUUUGCUAGACGGUGACAAUCUUUCAAGUGCAUUUACUCAUUAGUUCCAACUGCAAUAUCUCCUGUAUUAGACAAAUUCAGAAAUGUUUACCUUAUUGUAGUACACUUCACUUUUGGAUUUGAUAUCUUCUGUGUAUAUUUAAAAGUACUUUUGAAUGUGUCAUCGUUUCCUAUGUCUGUAGAUAUUUCUAUCAAUAAACAAUUACAAAAA